GCGAAGGCGGAACCAAGCCCCGGACUGGCCAAUAGGAACCGGGAGCGGGGUCCCGGGACUAGAAGAAACGGCGGCCGGGAGGGGGCGACGGGAUCAUGGGGCUUCUGACCAUUCUGAAGAAGAUGAAGCAGAAAGAGCGAGAGCUGCGGCUGCUCAUGCUUGGCUUGGACAAUGCUGGCAAAACCACCAUCCUCAAGAAGUUCAACGGGGAAGAUGUGGACACCAUCUCCCCAACACUGGGCUUCAACAUCAAGACCCUAGAGCACCGGGGGUUCAAGCUGAACAUCUGGGAUGUGGGUGGCCAGAAGUCUCUGCGCUCCUACUGGAGGAACUACUUUGAGAGCACAGACGGCCUCAUCUGGGUGGUGGACAGCGCCGACCGCCAGCGCAUGCAGGACUGUCAGCGGGAGCUGCAGAGCCUGCUGGUGGAGGAGCGCCUGGCUGGAGCGACCCUCCUCAUCUUUGCAAACAAGCAGGACUUGCCUGGAGCACUGUCCUCUAAUGCUAUUCAGGAGGCCCUGGACCUGGCCUCCAUCCGCAGCCACCACUGGCGCAUCCAGGGCUGCAGUGCCGUCACCGGGGAGGACCUGCUGCCUGGCAUCGACUGGCUCCUCGAUGACAUUUCCAGUCGUGUCUUCACUGCCGACUGAGCUUCCUCAGUGUCCCCAGCUCACUGUCCAGGCCCCUCCCCUCAUCAGACACCAGCUUUGGGGGACAGGCGCCAGCCGGCCAGACUAACACUCCCAACCCCGCCGUGAUCUGCUGCUGCUACUGCUACCCACUGCUGCUCCCCUCUAGGCCAGGGCUGUCACCCUGGCUUCCAAAGUGGCCUCCAGCUGCCAUGCCAAAAGGAAAGGCUGAACUGGGAGGGACUACCUGCUGCUACCAAGGUCCUAGGUGUCGCCUCUGUCCAGCAGUGAGAAUAAAACCUUCCUUUCCCAGUU
Peromyscus leucopus (white-footed mouse) is the source of this 944-nucleotide messenger RNA. It is a transcript of the gene Arl2, whose product is annotated as ADP ribosylation factor like GTPase 2. Lineage: Eukaryota; Metazoa; Chordata; Mammalia; Rodentia; Cricetidae. The record is from RefSeq and is a predicted model, not a curated record. Gene Ontology annotation, cellular component: cytoplasm; microtubule cytoskeleton. The transcript has 5 exons. Gene Ontology annotation, molecular function: GTPase activity; GTP binding. The coding region runs from base 96 to 650 and encodes 184 amino acids. Gene Ontology annotation, biological process: protein folding.